AUGGCCUCUCCCGACGAGACCUCGGCUCUCGAAAUCAUACGCCAGCACCUUCUGGACGACCACGCCUUUGCCGAAAAUUACUUUUCCUCCGCACCCCAAAUCUCCAGAACCUUCAGCGAUUCCAGCUCCCUCACUUCCGAAAUCACACCAAUCGACCCCAAUAAUCCCGUUUAUUUCACUUUCGCCCCGAUUAAUUACAACAAUAGCAAUCCAGCCCCGAGCCUCGAGUUCCCAUCCACCCUUUUCACCACCAAAAUCGAGACCGACACCCUCCUUGAGUUCCGACCCGACCCGCUGCCUGCCGACCGGAGGCCCUCACUCAGCGUGGCGAUUCCGCCGGCGGCGGCGGCGGGGAGGCACUACAGGGGCGUGAGGCAGCGGCCGUGGGGGAAAUUUGCGGCGGAGAUCCGCGACCCGAACCGGAAAGGGACUCGGGUCUGGCUGGGGACGUUCGACACGGCGGUGGAGGCGGCGAGGGCCUACGACAGGGCAGCGUUCAGACUGAGGGGCAGCAAGGCCAUACUCAACUUCCCGCUCGAGAUCGCGGCCCCGCGGGAAGCCAAUGGAGCGGCGGCGAUCGGGUGCCGGAAGAGGGGGAGGGAGAGUGGCUGCGGGGAGAGAUUGGCGGCGAAGGAGGUGAAGAAGGAGGAGCGAACGGCGGAGGGCGAAUUAGCGGCGGCGGGGCCGCUGACGCCGUCCAGCUGGACGGCGGUUUGGGACGGCGGAGAUGGGAGGGGGAUAUUUGAGGUGCCGCCGCUGUCGCCGCAUCCGAGCUUGGGGUAUUCGAGGCUGAUGGUUAUCUGA
This is a messenger RNA of Striga asiatica, 804 nucleotides long. Lineage: Eukaryota; Viridiplantae; Streptophyta; Magnoliopsida; Lamiales; Orobanchaceae. The record is from the annotation of a GenBank genome assembly.